This is a messenger RNA of Nerophis lumbriciformis (worm pipefish), 750 nucleotides long. NCBI's taxonomy places the organism in Eukaryota, Metazoa, Chordata, Actinopteri, Syngnathiformes, Syngnathidae. The record is from RefSeq and is a predicted model, not a curated record.
AUGGCUGGAUGUGAAUGGGUGAGCUCGGGUGGAGGUCCUCGAUGCAGUCAGGUGACGGGCAGCGACGCCGACAUGUACGUUGAGCGGAGUGGACUCGCCGGAGCCCCCGACGGCGAGGAGGAGAGCGGCGGGGCCAGGUGCUCCACGCCCCUGCAGUCCCGAGUGGACUCGUACGAGGAGAUGCAGAAGAAGAAGUGCAUCUCGGACGUGAGGAGGACCUUCUGCCUCUUCGUGACGUUUGAUCUGUUGUUCAUCACAUUGCUGUGGAUCAUCGAGCUCAACGUGAACGGCGGGCUUCCCAAGCAGCUCAACCAAGAAGUCCUCCACUACAACUACCACGCAUCCUUCUUCGACAUCUUUCUUUUAGCCGUAUUCCGAUUCGCCGUCCUCAUCUUGGCCUACGCUGUCUGCAGGCUGACGCACUGGUGGGCGGUGGCUGUGACCACUGCAGUCAGCUGUGCCUUCCUCAUCGUCAAAGUGAUUUUAUCAAAGCUGUUGUCUCAGGGCGCUUUCGGCUACCUGUUGCCCAUCAUCUCCUUCGUGCUGGCCUGGAUGGAAACCUGGCUGCUGGACUUUAAGGUUCUUCCUCAAGAAAUGGAGGACGAAAACCGUUUCCAGUCCCUAUUGGACGCCAGCGCGCAACGAGCACCUUUUCUCCCCGGUCCGGUGUCCGACGGCCAGUUCUACUCUCCGCCCGAGUCGGUGGCAGACACAGAAGACGACCUAGAUGACAAACUGGGACUUAUUUAA